AUGGCGUCAAAGGCCGCGUCGAUCGCUGAAAAAGCCAGAGUCUUCCAGGGACUUGGACUUUAUUUCAGGGACGAACUGCAGAGCUCGUCAAAUAGGUGGGAGAAGCCAACACGGCUCAACCGACAGAGAGUCUCAAGAAUAGGACUGGGCCUGACUGACAGCCUUAUCGACCGCCUGCCUACAUCACGAAAUAUAGAGCCUGCUGAGACAGAUAUUUCGAGGUGGAGCAGUGACAGUAGCGAGAGCGACUACGAGAAGAGCGACAACGGCAUGGAGUCAGAAGUGGAGGAGUACAUCGAGGAGACCGUGGAGCAGAAACUUCAAAGGCAUCGUCGAUACUUCGAAGGCGAACCAUUAAUGCGGUGCUUGAAAGAGGAAGAAGCUCACCACCUCGAAUGGAUGGACGCCCUCUUCUACGACAAUCUUUGCCAUGAGGUUCAACACAAGGUUCAGGAAACAAGACGACAAGAUGUAGUUAAAGAAUAUUGGAGGAAUGUGCACGAGACGUUGGCUAUUGAUGAUUCGGAGAUCUCAGAUACAUCUGAUUUGAUGACAGAGUCGGAAGAUGAUCACGGAGAUAGAGAUACAGUCGUAUGCUCAUAUAUGGGGUUUAUGAGGAAGAGGGCUGCUGGAUGGAAGCGACCCUCAAAUAUUUGUCCUUCCAGUGGGAAGGAUCUCGACUUACAAGAAGUUCGAGAUUUAUUGACUGGGAAGAAGAAGAAGCUGGGAAGAGCAAAGACACUUGGAAAGGUUGAAGGGCAGAUAUCCGGAAAUAUAUCGAUGUCGUUCAGAGAAGAAGAUCUCGGACGAGCAGCAACGUUUGGAUGA
Messenger RNA from Cadophora gregata, 828 nucleotides. RefSeq lists its product as uncharacterized. The coding region runs from base 1 to 828 and encodes 275 amino acids. The record is from RefSeq and is a predicted model, not a curated record. Lineage: Eukaryota; Fungi; Ascomycota; Leotiomycetes; Helotiales; Ploettnerulaceae. The transcript has a single exon.